Molecule: messenger RNA, 3291 nt
Organism: Corythoichthys intestinalis (scribbled pipefish)
Lineage: Eukaryota; Metazoa; Chordata; Actinopteri; Syngnathiformes; Syngnathidae
Gene: rasef
Product: RAS and EF-hand domain containing
Exons: 18
Coding region: 67-2436 (789 amino acids)
Biological process (GO): vesicle-mediated transport
Cellular component (GO): cytosol; perinuclear region of cytoplasm
Molecular function (GO): GDP binding; calcium ion binding; GTPase activity
Source: RefSeq, a predicted model, not a curated record
GACACACAUGGGAAUUGUGGGAAUUGUUAGGUUUUUUGAGUAAAAGAAUCAAAACAAGGCAAAAAGAUGGCAACGGCAUCGGCAAGAGCCUUAUCGGAACGUCGGCGGAGCUCAGUUUUCCGGAGCCGCGAUGAAGAGGAUUGUGGAAAACUGACAGGGACCGACGACGACACUUGUACUUCUAAGGAUGUCGGCGGUGGCGGAGGAACGUUCCCAGAUCAGGAAGAUGGAGUGGAGACCAUUUCUAUCGAGGGAACAGUCAAACCUAGCGUACAGCGUCCCAAGGUGAUGAGCGCCGAGGAGCGGGAGCGUCUCCGCGCUCUGUUCGACGCUUACGACACGGACGGGUCGGGCAGUAUUGAGCGCGAUGAGUUCUUCACUAUCUGUACGGAGCUCCAGGUCAGCCCGAGCGAGGCCGAGCGCCUCUUCAACAGACUGGACGUGGACAAGGACGGCACUAUCACGCUGCCCGAGUUUAUCAGCGGCUUCCACGAACGACACCGCACGGACGUAGAGCAGCAACCCAGACAGCAGCAGGAGGACGACGACGACGAACCUUGCGCCGCCGCCUGGGAGGACUUCGCGGCCCGGCUGGGGGAACAGAACAAGUUCAUUCCCAAACAAGAGCAAGUAGCGACAUUGUACCAGAACAUCAGCCUGAACGAGCCCAGGCUCAUUCCUCAGCUGGAGAAAGUCCUGCUUAGCUUCACCAAGGAGAUCAAACAGCAGAAUGUGGAAAUGGAGAACUUGGCACUGGCCAUCAGGCGCGCGCAGGAUCAAGCGUCCAUGCAGCUUAGCGAGAUGGAGGAGGAGAUGGACCAACGCAUACACACAACUGAGAGGAAAGCGCGUGAGCAGGAAAAGAAGCGAGGGGCAGCUGAACUUGACGAUUUGCGAAGAACUUAUGAGACAGAAGUCUGUGAGCUACAGUGUAAGAUCCAAAGGAUGCAAAUGAUCGAGGAAAAGUACAAGAACAUCACAGUAAAUGAUGAGAGUCCAGCCCUGAAGAAAAGGAUCAACGAGCUCACUCUGGAGAACCAGCGGUUUAAACAGGACCUGCUCAGGUCUCAGACCAAAGUGGCGUGUCUCCAGAGUGACAUGGAUUCACUCAAGACCGAGCUCACUGACCAAAGCAUCAACUAUGAAAGAGAUGAGGAGCUGAUGAAACAUUUUGCUGAAGAGCGGGACAUCUUGGAGAGCCAGAUUGAGAUCCUACAGGAGGCCAACAGGAAGCUCCAUGACAGCAAUGAUGGUCUGCGAGCUGCUUUGGAGAGGACCACGAAGUCAAGUGGCGGCGGGUCCUCCAGCAACACAAAGGAUAGAAACAGAAGUAAAAGCAUCGGCUACCAGUCACCGUAUGCGCUGGACAGGUUCUGCCAGCGCCCAGAAGACUACCCUAAUUAUGGCCGUCGUCCCAGCAGCGACUCGCUGGCCCUGGCGUUGUGCGACCCAGGACUUAGAAGGCGGAACAGCAGUGAAUGCGAGGAGGACAGCCUGCCCGAGAUCUACAUGGACAGCGGUCUGUCCACGUUGAGAGGCUCUCACGGCGGAUACGACUCGGAGCAGGAGGUCAAAGGCCUGGAAGAGGAGGAGGGUGAUGUGGAGGAGAGCGUGAGCAAAAAAAAAGAGGAGUUCACUACCAGCCGCUUAAUUGACGACGCUGAGCCAGCAGAGACACAGGAUGCCGAGUCAGCGUUUGGUUCCGACUGCAGCUCCGUUCUGGACUGGAAGCCGUCCGAACCCGUUCCAGCCCCACCACUUGUCCCCCCUACCAUCCGAAAAGCUGUCAGCGCAAUCAGUGUGCAGAGGGAGGACAAAGACAGUGACCUUGGCUACAUGACAUCCGAGAAGGCCUACAGGAUUGUCAUGGCCGGAGACUCGGCUGUGGGCAAAUCUAGCUUCCUUCUGCGCCUCUGCAAGAAUGAGUUCAAAAUCAACUGCAACGCAACUCUUGGUGUGGAUUUCCAAAUGAAGACAUUCAUGGUGGACGGAGAGCCCACUCUGUUACAAAUUUGGGACACUGCUGGACAGGAAAGAUUCCGCAGCAUCGCAAAGUCUUACUUUCGGCGAGCAGACGGCGUGCUGCUGCUGUACGACGUGACGUGCGAAAAGAGCUUCCUGAGUGUGAGGGAGUGGGUGGACAUGAUUGAGGACAUGUCUCAGGAGGACAUCCCUAUCAUGCUGAUCGGUAACAAGUGUGAUCUCAGGCAAGGGGCAAGCAACAGUGUGCCCACCAGCUAUGGCGAGAAGCUGGCGAUGACCUACAAUACCUUGUUCUGUGAAACCAGCGCCAAAGAUGGCUCCAAUAUUCUGGAGGCAGUACUGCACCUUGCCAGAGAGGUGAUCAAACACGCAAAGUUGGAUGAGAAAAGUUACCAGUCACUGCCCAAGUUGGACGCUCCCAGGAAAAAGCCCAACUUCUCCUGCUGCACCUGAUCGACUCGCCAGGCCUGGAUUUUGUUUUAUAGAGGAAAGCAAAAUGCAGCAAAAGGAACAAAAACUUUGGGGUUUCGAGACACAUUUUAAUAUUUACUGAACUUUUUGAAGGUCUUGCCAUUUGGAAUGUUGGAAACUGCCAUGUGAUUGUUUACCUUCAUUUUACUUCACACAGAUGAAACAUGAAUGGUUUAUGAAAGAUGUAAACAUAUGUGUUAGAAUUUUAUUUGCUUGUUCUAAGAGUUUACUAUGGAAAAAAUAAGACUUCAUUUAGUUGUUUCGUGACAAUAAGGUCAAGAUUCCACUGAAAUGAUGUCUUCUUUAUUGCACAGGGGCUGAUUGUCCACAUUUUCAAACUUUGAAAAUUGUCUUAUUCAACCUAUUGUUCAUGAUUGUUGCCUUUCAGUGUUACUACUAGUACUAUAAAUGAUUUCAGAAAUUGAAAAUAUUUUUGCUCAUUCAUCCUGCCAGAUUUCUAUCAACUUCUAUUGUUAUACCCAGAAAAAGUAUACAAAACCAGACAAAUAUAUAAAUAACAACUAGGAGUUAUUGUACUUUUUCUUUAUCACAGUCAGUGACAUUUGUUCAGGAGAGGCAGAGUUUCAGCUGCAUGUGAAAAGUAAAAUGAUAAUUGUUUUUUUGAAAUAAUUAGUUUCCCAUUUUAGUCCGACAAGUUUGAACUUUGUAUUCUUUUUUUGAAUCAACUGAUGUCCAUGAUGUAAUCGUCAAAAUGUAACAUAGAGCAACAUGGGCAUCUACUGGUAAAAGAACUGUAGUACAUCAGAGGAUUGUGUUGGCAAGUGCCUCCUCGGUCUCUCUGCAUCUCAAAUUCUGAGUUCUGUUGAUCAUACAGUG